AAAAAUCAUCCAUACAUGAAUGAUAAACUAGUAUUUUCCAUAGUUAAAGAAUUUUUUGGAAAAAAGUUAGAAUAUUGGCCCGCUGAUGUAAAAAAACCACAGGGAGAUUUUGGAACGAGGAAAAUCUUUGAAUCAGACGUUCCUUAUCAAGGAAAAAAUUAUC
Messenger RNA from Racocetra fulgida, 163 nucleotides. The record is from the annotation of a GenBank genome assembly. Lineage: Eukaryota; Fungi; Glomeromycota; Glomeromycetes; Diversisporales; Gigasporaceae.